AAAUUACAUGCAUCUACUGCCAACCAUCUUUCAAAAAGCAAAGGGGAAUUAUCCAUUGCUUUGGAAAAAGACAAGGAAGAAUGCUUUGCUUGCUGUGAGAAGCAACGCACCCAGCAAGCAAAACGUACAGGGAGGAAGCCAGGAAGCAAGCAAGGAACCAUAGGUUGUGCGGAGAAAGGAACAUAGCUGCCUACUGCCAGUGUGCCUCACAACAGUUAACACUGCACUCGCAAGCCUGCUGCCCUCCGCCUCGCGAUUGCAUUUCCUGCCCGCUCCUUUGAUGGGUUACAUCUGAGGGCGUGUACACAUCAAUGGAAUGAUGGGUUAGAUCGAUGCGCCUUCCUUCCUUUAAUUAAUUCCUCCAUGGCCUUUGAAGUUUGGACAGACAGCAGAAGGAUUCUUCUCCACGGGAACUGAAACAGGUGUUGAUCGAACCAGCGGGUUCAUGGGUUAGAUCGGCGUUCGUGCGCGCAUUUCCUGUCUGUUGUUGGUCUUCGAAUAAGGCAACAGGGAUUUCAUCAUGGAAAAUUGGUAUAUCGAAGCAAGAGACGUUCAUGGCGCCAGAGAGGAGAUAUUUGAAUGUAUUCGGCAGAAGAGUGACAAAAAGGUCAUCUAUUUUAAUGGUUGGGGUGGCUUGGGGGCGGCCCCUGUUCUCAGAUCCAUAGAACAAGAACUUCGGUCAAUCAAAGCUAAGAAAAAUCCUUCAAGACUAUGCUUUGACACAAUAAUUUACAUAGAUUGCUCAGCAUGGGAAAGUACAAGGGUGAUGCAGAGGAAAAUCGCAGAGGAGCUAAAACUAGGCCCUGAAACAGUGAUGGCCACGUUUGACAAGCAGGAUGAAGUGGAUGACCUCAAGGGCGUGGACCUUGGCUCUAGGGAUGUGAUACCUAGUGUUUCUCAAGUGAUUAACCAAACCCUGGUUAAUAGAAAAUUAGUGAUGCUUUUCCUUAAUGGAAGUGAUGAUGAGGUUGAUGUACGUAAGUUUGGCAUUAUUCCUGACUAUUGCAACCACGUAAUAGUAUGGACAUUCAAAAGACGGUCUUUGACUAUACAUGAUCAGCGUGAGGUAGCAAUAAAGCUAAGAUACACCCACUUUUUUAUCUCUAGUAUGUCGUCCCAACUAUUACAAACUUCAGAUGUUCAUGCACUGCUGCGUGAAGAAGCAGCUAACAUAGUUGCUCGCCACCCAUGGAUGCAAGGCGUCGACCCAACAAUGGUAAUGAAGUGUUGCCUGUACGAGUUGUUCUUGCAGUAUAGUUUUCACAGGGCCACAGGAUUUGAUUGGGUGGCUCAUGCUCCAAACUACUGGAUGUGUGAUGGGAUAAUUAAGGGAAAUGGAACAAGGGAGAUUACUGAUGCAUUGCAUCAUGAAAUACAUUGGGUGUGCAAUAAUGCUUCUCUGCUUGACAAAGUGUUUGAAAAACUCAUGAAAGACCCGGAGGCUCCAUUUUUGGUGGUCAAGAAGGAUGGUAUUUCUUUCUCUAGAGAGAGCCCAUGUUGUCGUUGGGUUUGUAUGACCUCAAAGAAUCUGACAAUACAAGAAGAUACAAAAGCUAUAUUGGAAAGGGCAUCGUCUUUAUUCGUAGCACUUGACAAGUCUGAGAACCCACAAGACUCACCAAAUGUGUUUCUUAAACACUGCUGCAACCUUGGCGUGCUAAUUCUCUCUCAUUGCAGCUUCAGUUUUAUGUCACCUCCUUUCCUCCAGUGUGAGGGAUUGAGAUUCCUCGGAUUGGAUCACUGCACACAUGACAACAGAAGUGAAGGUGCAGGGAACAAUGCAAAUUGGGUGUGUCUACAAAGCCUAUGGGUGCUUGACUUACGUUACACAGAAUGGGAUGCUAUCGUAUCUGAAGAAAAUAUGGAUAUCAUGACUAACCUCAGGGAGCUAAAUAUUGAGGGAUUCAUGUGUUGGCAGUUAAUAAGUGGUAGAUUACAGGGAAGGUUGCGUUACCUCCAAAAGCUCCGGAUAAUCAAACCCACUCAUAAAGCAGAGACGCCAUCAAUAGCUUGCUACAACCCAUUGGUGGACAAAACAGAUCUGGAAAUACUUGAUUUGUCUGGUAACAGAGACAUGGAAAAUCUGCCAGCAAACUUAUCAAUGGCAAAGAGCCUCCAGAUGCUUAUCCUUGAUGGUUGCGACGGGCUAAAGAAUGUUGCUGUGCCAGACGGGCUCCCCUCUUCCCUAAGGUCAUUUAGUUUUGAUGGAUAUGGACCGGCGACCAAAUGGACGUCAUCCUUUAAGCUGCCCCAAGAAUUUUCCGAACCGGAGCAGCCGCAUGAUGCAUAUAAAAGGGAUGCCAAAACCUCCAAGAUAUCCCUACAAGCCUGCACGCAAUUGGAGAAUUUGUUUGUACGCGGACUACCUAAUCUUGUGGAGCUAGACCUCUCAGGAAGUGAAAUUAAGGUACUUGACCUCAAAACUAUGGUGGUAGAUGUCCCAGAACUCAAGCGGCUCUUUUUGCUGGGUUGUGAGAACCUCCGUGCAAUAAUUUGGGGAUCAUAUGAUUCAAUGAAACGGCUAAAGCUGGAAGUGGUGUGCAUAGACACACGAGCUAAGAGGACACCUGGACUUACUCGGCCGUCCCUUGCCCAGCAUAAGCAUUUCCACUUGCAGUUGCAUGCUGUUCUCGCAGACGCGAGGCUCGGCAGGUCCUUGUGUCACCUGGUGGAACAUUAUGUGAAUCAAAGAGGUGACUAUGAGGGCACUCAUUUCAAUAUCCAUGUCACCUCUUCAGUUGAGUACGGUGGGGGUGUUCAACUCGAAGCGACGGUCAAGGAGAAGACUGCAGGACCUAGUAAUAGUCCCCAGCACCAUGUUCUAGCGAGUCCGUAUGGUGAUGUAACCACCGAGAUCGGCAACAAUAAUGUCCCAAUGCUGGUGUUUCCACAGCCCCCGGCUCAACGGUCAGAUCAUCAUAUUGAGAUUAGUAACGAGAGCCGAAGCUUGGGUAGUGAACUGGUGGCAGAUGUCCCAAUGCUGGCGUUUCCACAGUCCCCUACUUUAGGUGAGCUAACAAGACGGUACGCCGAAUCCCUGCACGUGCAUGAUGCCGCAACCAGCGCUAGCAUGCCCGAGGACUGGCAUCGCCUGAAGUGGUGCCACGUGGAGAGGUGUCCCAACAUGGAUACGAUCUUCCCUGCAGAGGCAAUGGACUAUAAUCAACUACAGACCAUCUGGGCAUCGGAUCUCCAGAUGGCCCGGUGCAUUUGGAGCCAAUGUGUCAGACGCCGCUAUGAUUCCUUCGAAAAGCUGCAGCACCUGCACCUGCGUUCCUGCCCGAGGCUCCAGUUCGCGCUGCCGGUGUGGGUCCCCUCCUUCCCCAACCUGGAGACCCUCCACAUCAUCCGCUGCGGCAACCUCACGCACGUCUACGCGCUGAACAAAAAGUACCCGGAGGAGAUAGUCGCCCACGGCUUACAGUUCCCGAAGCUGACCACCAUCCACCUGCACGACCUGCCCAAGCUGCGACAGAUAUCUGAGGUCAAGAUGCUCGCGCCGGCGCUCGAGACCAUCAGGAUCAGGGGGUGUUUCGGCCUGCGCCGGCUGCCGGCCUUGCAGGGCCGCGAGCCCGGCGUGAGGCGGCCGGCCGUUGAGGUGGAGAAGGACGUGUGGGACGCGCUGGAGUGGGACGGGCUCGCCGCCGGCCACCACCGCAACCUCUUCGAGCCGCCCGUGCACUCGCGCUACUACAGGAGGAGGCGCCUCCUCAGGGGCACCGUCCUCAGGUGAAUCCUGAGCCGUGCGUCCACACUACUGCCGCUGCUACCACGGGAGAUGACCGACUCGUCCGCCCUCUACGGUGGACGCUGGUCGGGCAGGAUUGCAGGCUUGCUGUGAUGAUACUGAUGCUGCUGCUGCAGGCUGCAGCAGCUGCCUUUGGUUGUGUUUGUUGUUGACAAGGGCAGGGGCCUCAGGUUGGCUUCCUGCUUGCGCUGCGCCGUCGAUGGCCGAGUUGGCCUAGCGGUUGCCAAGUGCUUUGGAAUAAAAAUGCCACCGGGCUUUCUGCCUGCGCGCGUGUUGCGCUCAGACGGUCAGACACCGGCCGGCUUGUGUGCUCGAGUCGAGUGUGUGGCUUGCGAUUGGAUCCGAGACAAUGAAGCAGCAGCAGUAGCUGGGUCCGGGUGUGUGCCUGACCACCUGCUGCGUGUGUGUGUGUGUGUGUGUGUUUGAUGUUGUGUGGCUUGAUGAGUGCCUGCUGCUCCGUUCGAAACGGAGUGCCGAGCUAAUAAGCAGCAGCUGCGUGUGUGCUCGCGCACACGCGCCUGUCGUGGAUGCACUGAGUUUGCUUGCUAUGUAAUGUUUGAUGAAUCAAGAGACAGCUGGUUUGUGUGCCUGAUGCUGGCUGCUGUGAUUUGUGAACCAUUUAUUAAGCUUCAAUCUAUGGUGUUUGUGCUGUGUGAAUUA
This is a messenger RNA of Panicum virgatum (switchgrass), 4408 nucleotides long. RefSeq lists its product as uncharacterized. The transcript is spliced from 4 exons. Lineage: Eukaryota; Viridiplantae; Streptophyta; Magnoliopsida; Poales; Poaceae. The record is from RefSeq and is a predicted model, not a curated record. The coding region runs from base 521 to 3733 and encodes 1070 amino acids.